Messenger RNA from Penicillium hordei, 528 nucleotides. RefSeq lists its product as uncharacterized. Bases 1 to 528 code for a protein of 175 amino acids. Lineage: Eukaryota; Fungi; Ascomycota; Eurotiomycetes; Eurotiales; Aspergillaceae. The record is from RefSeq and is a predicted model, not a curated record. The transcript has 4 exons.
AUGAAGGUCUUUGUGGCAAUCCCUACUGUUUUGGUCUUCGUCGGCCUUUCAAUUUGCCAGAACACAUGCACCGCAGACGAUGUUCUCAACUCACUAAAUGCAGUCGAGCAUUACGCAGACAAGAUGCAGUCCGUAACUGAUUCUUCAAGUGAUAACAUUGAUCCUUCAGCGCCCAUCUUCAAGAACUUCGAAAGCCAAACCAAGCAUUUCAAUGAGGAUUUGCAGUGCACUUUUAAUACGACCCCGGUGGAGCAGACCGCUAUCUGCAGCGCCUAUGAAAAGUUUGCGAUGUCCCAGCUGGGUUACCUCCACGUGGCCGAUGGACGCGCUUUCUACGAGAAAAAUGGACACGGUGAUAAUGCUGUCAAGAUGCAUGGGUAUAUCUUGCAGUCGCAGCACGCUUUGGAGAACUACACAAUUCAAGCCAAAGCAGCAGCUGCAUCGUGUGUGGACCGCAUCGAAACAGCUUAUACACCGCUGGGUAGGCAGCUUAAAAGGCUGCUAGAGGCUUACCCCGGAACGGCUUAG